This is a messenger RNA of Boleophthalmus pectinirostris (great blue-spotted mudskipper), 5311 nucleotides long. RefSeq lists its product as uncharacterized. Gene Ontology annotation, molecular function: protein binding. The record is from RefSeq and is a predicted model, not a curated record. Gene Ontology annotation, biological process: positive regulation of transcription elongation by RNA polymerase II. Bases 2115 to 5063 code for a protein of 982 amino acids. The transcript has 6 exons. Lineage: Eukaryota; Metazoa; Chordata; Actinopteri; Gobiiformes; Gobiidae.
ACCAGAGUAAUGACAUACUAUUUUGACUCGCUAAGGCAAAAGACUGUUGAGUGAGAUUAGCACCAUGUCAUGUAUUCACCCUUGAAGUUCAAUGCUGUAAUUACAGUCUAAUCUUUCAAAAUGGUUCACUUGGAUUCAUAAUUUCACUGUCGUUUUCAAAUUUGUAGACAUUACUGAGAUUUUAAACAAGUGGUGAUAGUUUGUAGUUACUAUGCAAAUGCAGUGAUUGGGUACCGGUCAGGUGAGGGCUUGGAAAUAUUUGGUUGUGCCUCGCAUGUAACGAAAUGUUCCCAGUAGUGAGUAAAAUGCAGCUGUUGGAUCACGCGGUCUUUGGAUGUGUAAAAGUUUGACUGUAAAUCUAAUUUAAGCCCCUGACUGUCUCUUUAAUGAAAGAUUGAUAUUUGUGUAGACUGAACAGUUUACCAUGUAACAUUUCUGGAUCUCUGGACAUCUACAUUGAAAUGUUUAAUCCAUAGUAUGGCAUUAAACAUCUAUCUACAUUUUAUUUUAAAUUUCAAAUGUCUUUUUGCUUAAAGCAUACCUUGAUAAACAUACAUUAUACUGUGACUCCACAGAUCUGCCCUGUAACUUGACCUAGUGGCAUCCAUCUUAUCUUCUUUAAGAAAAAGUUUAAUGCCAUACAGUCGAACACACCAAGAAAGGUGAUGUAGUGCAGCUUUUAACUGGCUUAUCUUGACAUAUAUAAAAACUACAGUAGUAGCGUACUCAGCUGACUCUAAUAAUAAUACUAAAAAUAAUAGCUACUUGAUAUAACCUAUUCCUAUCCUUUUUCUAGGCCUAUAUUUAAAAAACAACUAUUCAAAGCCCAAGUCCAGUCAAUUACCUUAAAACUAAGUAUCUAAAAUAUGGGCUCAUUACAGAUAGCCUGUUAACCCCACACUAAAUUCUUGUGUUUACUAGGUUUCUCAUUCAAUCCCAUAUGGCUUACUAUUUGAUUGAGUAAUGCUUGUCGGUACAUAUGACUUGUUAACUUGAAACCACCAAACACUGCAGACUCCCCCUCCCUCCCUGUGUGGUGUCAGAGCUAUUUCAGGCUUCCAUGCAGUUAUUCAUUUCCUCUAAAUCUCCCUUAAGCACAAAUAGAAGCAGGACACUUUGAACUCCGGAGCUGGGAUCAGGACUCUGCCACACGGAUACCACACAAGGAAUAUUUGUGUCAUACCGCUAUGUCUAAGGAAGUAAGGAAGAGUCCAGUGUCCGACUGUUUGUGUAGAAGAGCAGUGUAAGCGGAUACCGGCUUGUGUUGAUGGAGUCAGUUGAAGUCCCGGGUCAGUCCUCGUCUAACUCUGAUGAUGAGUUGGACAGGACCCCUGCUCCAGACUCGUCCCGCCACACCACUCACACAGGGAGGCAGAGUGCACUGUGUGGUAUGGGCUACGGCUUUGGGGUGGCCUGGAGACACUUGAGGCCCUUUAUCCCUUUCUUCUUGAUCAGCUUCAUGGUAGUGGCCCUGGUUUUCUUGAUGCAGCAUAUCAUCUAUGGAGGGCCCUUUAAAGACCCCCUUUUCUUUGUCAAGUUUAAUGAACGUUGGCCAAGGCCCAGCCUAAACACACAGGAGGGCCAGUGGUCCACAAAACUCUUCAUUCCUGUACCCUCCUUGAACUCACCAACAGAAAAUGGGACAAUGUGAGGACAUUGGGGUUCAGAAUUGUCUUGUAACAUGUAUUUUAUUUUAUUUAUGCUUGAUAACUUAAAAAAAAUGUAUGAAUAUGUGUUUUGUUUUUCAUCACAUUUGAUUGUCUCAAACUAAUCUUUGGUUUAGAGGUCUGUUAAAUUAAAUUUGAAAGGCUAACCAAAGCACUUUCAAUCUUGAAAAUAAUGUUAGUAAUUUAUUGUCAGUGUUUUUUCCUCUUUUUAAUCACACUGAUGCCCAUGGAUAAACUACUGCAUGUUUUAUUGUAUUAUUAUUUAAUAUGAAAGCAAAACCAUUUGAUUUGCCCCACUGAAUGAACUAUUUCAGUCAGCAGUCUAUGGCAUGAAUCUAUGGUUUCUGAAUGUGUGGUUGGCUGCUCUUUGUUACACUGACCCCCUCUCGCGGCCAAUAAAGUACAGUUGAGUUCGCUUUUGGAAGACCACGCUGAUCACUGACCUUUAUGUUUGGCCUCAAACCAUUCCAAUAUCAUUUUAAAUAUCACGAUUUAAUCCUCUUUUGCACAUUUAAAUUGCAAUUUGAUAAAAGGAACCAGGCCAUUUCAAACUUUGUGAAGUCAAUGUACUUGCAUAGAAAAAUGUGGUGUUACCAAAAACCGGGCUUUGAGACCCUGCUCCUCGCUCAGCUGCAGAAACAACAGCAGUCCAGUCAGUUCUGUGACACUGUGCUCAAAGCUGAUGGAGUGUCGGUGCCCGCUCACAGCUGUGUGCUCUCGGCUAUCAGCUCUCAGUUCUCUACUGCUCUCUCUCAGACACCUGCCCUGGGCCAGAAAAGACUCCUGGAGUUUGGGCCUCUGGGAGCAAGCACUCUGCUGCACAUGGUCCGGCUGCUGUACUCGGGGGAGAUGGUCGGAGAGGGUGAGAGAGAGAGGCAAGAGGCUGUUUCUGCUGCAUCCAAACUUGGUAUUCAUGGGCUUGUGGAAAUCUCACACAUUGAUGGUGAAAACAGAAAAAUGCGGGAUGAGCGUUUGUUCACAGAGGUGGGAGUGCAGACUGACUCUCGGAUAUUGGAGGAAAAUCAGGUGAAGCUUGGAGGUUGGAAGAGAGAAGUGAGGGAUGGUGCAACCUUCCUCUGGAGAGAGAGACUGCCCACACGAGGCACUGAAAUUUGGACACAGACUGAGGACCUGCAAAUCAGUGGUUCAUCUUGUUCACAACUGCCUGUCACAUAUGAAACCAUUGACUUAAAUGCACUGCAGACUCUGAGUCGCACAGAUCCUCUUCAACUCCCUUAUGUCCCCAUGUCUGUGGCCUAUCCAAAUGAAGACAGUCAUGGCUAUGGACCAUCCUCUGUGUCUGCUGCCACACCAACUCUUCCUGUGCACUACUCUUCAGUUCAUAAUAAUGUUUUUUCUGUCCCAAACCAAGCUACACCCCAUGCUGCAGAGACUUCACACUGGGGCCAGGACAUGGGCAGAACUUCGGAGGUGGAAGAGUGGCCUGAAGAAGAAUUUGAACAGUUUGAAGGAAACAUACCAGGAUUCAUCAACUACUUCCUGAAGCCUGACCAUGAAGAGGACUCUAGUAAGAGACGUGGGAGGAGAAGGCAGGGAGCAGGGGUGGGAGGGGUGAGACAAUCUGGGAUGAGAGGAAGACCAAGAGGGCGAGGUAGAUUGACCCAAACUGUGGAUGUCCAGGAUGUAGGCGUGAGUAAACUUUCAAAGAUGUACCUUGAGCGGUGGGGUGUGUACUUGAACAGAACGGGACAGGGGGGCGGGGUGGUUGGGAGAAAGUUAUAUAUGAAAUCACGAGAGUUUGUGAGGUCUGGGCGAAGUACGCGAAGGCGAAAAGGGCGUGGCAUUGAGUGGGACCUGGACCAGAGUGCCACCAUUCUCAAGUCAGAGAAGCGAAAAAGCGGUAGACCAAGGAAAGCAGUCAUUACACCAGUACAGGCACCGGUCUCUCCUCCUCAAAGGGUUCAGAGGGACACUAAACAGCCAACAGUUCGAAGUUCAGAGGAGCAGCCUGAGCAGAUCGACCAGCUGCUGGAGGAGGUGAUGAUGGGGUUAGAAAUUUUGCCAAAUAAUAACACAAAAUCCCAAACAUUUUCAAGCACCCGUCGCCAUGGUACCCCAGGCACUAUGAAGACAGAGAGGGGACAGUGUGGCUCCACAGCAGUGGUUACCGUGGGGUUCGGAGGCAAAGACCCACCAACCUCUGAGGUGCCUGUCCUCCAGCAGCAGAAUGAGGGGGAGCUCACGGACAUCCUGGACCAGUUCCUUCAGUCCUUUGAGCGUCUAGAAUCGGCUGCUGCACAGAGCUCCUCAGAGUCCACUGAGCUUCACAUCAAUGUAAACAGAUACAGAAAACACAACCAGCUCUCAGUGCUCAAACCACAGCACCCAGCCCUGUCCACACAGACACCCACCCGGCCCAGCACUUCCACACAGUCUGAAACCAGUGGCACUGACAGCCCAAUGGGAACAGCACAGACUUCUGCUCAGCAACGAAAAAACUUAGGAAAAUCUAGCCCUGCCAAGAAACGACCAGUGCGGAGAAAGACGUGCUAUCUGUUGUCUCUGGAGAAGCCCAGGACCAAGUCUAAGAAGAGUGAGGCUUUAAACAGAGAGGAGGUGAAGCAGCGGGUCACCAGGCAGUUGCAGCAGAGGCCUGUGGUCAAACUGGAGCGCAGAAAGACGCUGCCAGACAACAUCAAGGUCCAAGAGCUCAGUCAGAGUCCUGGACCAAGAGCCAAGAAAUGCACAUCCCCAAUGUGGGGCACCAAGACGUACCCCAUCAGGAGCAGGUUUAAGGAAGCACAAAUUAUGGAUGCCAUGCCAUUCCUUGAAGAGCCUGUUUCAAACUGCAGAAUUAAAGCCACAAAACAUGGAUUUCUUACGCUUUCAUCUCCUCCGGGCGUUUCUUUGUCUACUGUCGAAGAACAAAUGGAAAGCAAUGAAGACGAGGCUGGAUCAGACACUAGAGAGUCCGAGCACAGAGGGAGGAAGAGGGCUUCAGACUCUGAUGAGGAGAUGAGCAAUGCUGCUGAAGUAAAAAGAAUUUGUUUUGAUUCAGACGCUGAAGUAAUUGAUGUAGAGACAAUCUCACAGAGCGAUAGAGUACAGAUAAAUAAUACCAGAGAGGAAAGGUCAACUGAUGCAGAAAGCAGUGAUAUUAUUGAUGUGGACAAUUUGGACAGGGAUUUCAGUGAGACUGAACUCAAAAGAGAAACAUUGGUGCACACAGAGGUGAACUGUUCUCUCAGAGCAGACAUCACUGCAGGAGAGCCUGAAGACUUGGAUAGUGACAUUGAUGUGAUUGGCGGCUCAAGCCCCGCCCCGUCUCCAGUGCUCAUCAGUUGGACAGACUCCUCAGAGGCGGAAGAGGACACGGACACAGAUGCUCUGGACCAACAGACGGUGCUGUCUAAAGGGCGACUGGUGCACUGCUAAACAGAGUCUUAAGAAAAAUCACAUGUACAUAUUGUUUUUCUCUUUUAUUGUUGUUCUAGGCUGUUGUGAUUUCAAACCUUUGAUUUCCUUUAACUGUUAAAAUUGAUUGAAAUGGCUAAUCAUUAAUCACAUAGAUUUAUUAGUUUACUAUCUUUUAUAUAUGGUCAAUCUAGCAAAAUGUUUUGUUGUUGGCACAAUAUUGUCCAGAACUCAAGAAUUCAACAAUAAAUUUCCUUUUCAUUAUUAAA